Molecule: messenger RNA, 420 nt
Organism: Plenodomus lingam JN3
Lineage: Eukaryota; Fungi; Ascomycota; Dothideomycetes; Pleosporales; Leptosphaeriaceae
Source: RefSeq, a predicted model, not a curated record
AUGGACAACCGCGCCGUCCGCCUGCCCCCCAACGCCCGCCGCAACAUCUUCCACACCUCUUCGCGACGCCAAAACCUCACGACCAUUCGCCCAGACCACCAAAUGCCCGCCAAUAUCUUCCAGCAGCCCAGCGAGGAGGAGUUUGUGGAGCGCGACGCACAGGGCGAGUACAAGAUUGCGGCGCCACAUCCCGUGUACAAGAAUAUGGUUGCGCUGAGCGGAGCGCCGGAGGAGGAUGAGGAGUCGAACCAAGACAACGAAGUCAUAGGGCUGUACGAGAAGCGGAAUUCGCACUGGGAUCCCAAGCUAGUGGAGGAAGAGAUACGAGCGGCGCUGAAGAAUAGCCUGAGGAAGAAGGUGGCGAGUAUCGAGCAUGAUCGGUGGAUGUUUGAGGGCGAGGGGGACACAGGGAAGAAGUGA